Messenger RNA from Fundulus heteroclitus (mummichog), 899 nucleotides. RefSeq names its product interferon-induced protein 44. The record is from RefSeq and is a predicted model, not a curated record. The transcript is spliced from 7 exons. The coding region runs from base 1 to 855 and encodes 284 amino acids. Lineage: Eukaryota; Metazoa; Chordata; Actinopteri; Cyprinodontiformes; Fundulidae.
AUGUCCAGACAUUGCAAUGAAUUAUCCUUUACAGUUUUGGAAAGUCCAUGGAGAAAAAUAACUUGGGGAGACAAUGGGGAAGCUCUUCAGUAUAUAAAGGAGUUCCAGCCUCUAAAUGAAGAGGUAAAACAUAUAAGAGUUUUGCUCUACGGAUCAGUUGGUGCGGGAAAGUCCAGCUUCAUAACCUCGAUCAACAAUGUCAUCCAAAAGAGAAUGACCCAUCAAGCUUUGGCCAGUGUCAAAACCGCUGAUCAAAGUUUCACCAAGAAGUAUGAAACCUUUACAAUACAGAAAGAAGUCAGAGGAACCUUUUAUCCCUUUGUGUUCAACGAUGUCAUGGGUCUUGAGGAGGGAGUUGCAAGAGGAGUCAGAGCAGAUGACCUCAAACUGGCCUUAAUGGGACAUGUGAAGGAGGGUUAUUCGUUCAAUCCUUCAUCUUGCCUUUCUGCUGAUGAUCUUUACUACAACUCUACCCCAACCAUCAAUGACAGGGUCCAUGUUUUGGUUUGCAUUGAUGAUGCUAAUUCACCACAGAUGAAGCCCUCUGUUUUACAAAAAAUGAAGGAAAUUAGAGAAGCAGCCAGUAAUCUGGGUAUUCCUCAGUUGGCGAUUCUCACUCACAUUGAUGAAGCCUGUGGUGAAACGGAAAGAAAUAUCAGAAACGUCUACAAGAGCAAACAUUUAAAGAAAAAGAUGGGUGACUUAAGUUCCAACCUGGGGAUUCCAAUGAACUGCAUUCUCCCUGUGAAGAACUACAGUAAAGAGAUUGGGGUGAACCGGGAUGUUGACACUCUAAUCCUGAGUGCACUGAGACUAAUGAUUGACUUCGGAGACGACUACACUGCAAAAUUGUAAAGCCAUAGAACAGUGUGUUUAGAUAUACAUAGAAAUCACAGCAG